AUGUUUAUGAUCGCUAGCGCUUAUGGUCUUGCUCGUCUUCAUUCUUGUCAUUUGUAUUUAAGACCAAAAAUAAUCAAUGAAAUGAACGCAUUAUUCACUUUUAAUCUUUCUCCUCUUCUUAUUCCAACAACCAUGUUCAACUCAAUCAUUCACAAUACUUCAAAAUCAAUGACUAAAAUAAGUAAGAAUGUUGUUUGUCAAUAUAUUCCUGAAUUAACACGUCCGAAUGCGAUUGCGCCAGGCGACAUAUUUGAAUUGACAGGUUAUUGGCAAUCAUAUCUUCAUUUUGCUAAAUAUAGUGAUGAUAUCCGAGAACGUAUAUUUGCCGCAACACGACCUGUACUUCAGAAGGUCUCAAAAUUAUUCAUUGGUAUUUAUGAAAGAAAUUUUGACUUCAAACCUCAAUUUUCGUUAGAAAACCAUCAAUCAUUCAAAAAACAAUUAACCGAAUCGAACUGGACAACAUGGAUUGGAAUUCAUGUACGUCGUAAAGAUUUUGUUGUCUUACAGUUUUCUUCAGCCGAUGAAUAUUUAUUCGGUGCUAUUCAAUAUUACACUUCACAUUAUUCAAAUGUUCAUUUUAUCGUUGCAAGUGAUGAUAAAUCUUAUUGUAAAAAUCUGUUUCGCCAUCGAUCAAAUAUUUUUCUUACACCGGGAUCAUUUUCCCUAGGUGAUGAUUUAAUAACACUUUCACUUUGUAAACAUUCAAUCAUAACUGGUGGAACAUUUGGAUGGUGGGCAGGUUAUCUUGCUAAUGGUCUAGUGAUUCAUGAUAAAAUUUAUCCAUCUGGAUGUGAAAGACGUGAAUAUUACUAUCCACCAUGGUUUCUAAUAGAUGGAAAUGUACGAGCACAUAAAAAUAGUAACUACACAUUGUGA
This is a messenger RNA of Rotaria sp. Silwood2, 879 nucleotides long. The record is from the annotation of a GenBank genome assembly. NCBI's taxonomy places the organism in Eukaryota, Metazoa, Rotifera, Eurotatoria, Philodinida, Philodinidae.